AUGACUGGAGCAACUCAGCGCCUGCGGUCCAUGGACCGGAACCCCGGGCCCACGGGCAGGAAACCGGCCCUGAUUGUCGCCUCCCCACCACAAGCUCCUCCUCUUUGCUCCCGCUGCCUCCUCCAGACGCCAACAGGCCACGAGACUGGAGACUCGCGGAGCUGUCCCUGGAGGCUGGGUGGUGGGUUCCGGCUGCUGUGGGACCAAGGCCUACUCCACUGCCUCUCAGUGCUGUUGUCCCUGGGCCCGGUCCUGACCUGGUCCAUUGGAGAGGCGAGUGCUCCGGCUCCACGGAAGAUGCCGGACCAAGCCCUACAGCAGAUGCUGGACAGAAGUUGCUGGGUGUGUUUUGCCACUGAUGAAGAUGACAGAACUGCUGAAAGGGUGAGACCACGCAAGUGCAGAGGAUCUACGAAAUGGGUGCACCAGGCUUGUCAGCGCUGGGUGGAUGAAAAACAAAGAGGAAACAGUCCUGCCAGAGUGGCAUGCCCUCAGUGCAAUGCUGAGUACCUAACAGUUUUUCCAGACUUGGGUCCAGUUGUGUAUGUCUUGGAUCUUGCAGACAGACUGAUCUCAAAAGCCUGUCCAUUUGCUGCAGCAGGAAUAGUGGUUGGCUCUAUCUAUUAGACAGCUGUGACUUCCGGAGCAGUGACAGUGAUGCAAGUUGUAGACCAUAAAGAAGGUCUGGAUGUUAUGGAGAAAGCCAAUCCUUUAUUUCUUUUAAUUGGACUUCCUACUAUUCCUGUCAUGCUGAUAUUAGGCAAGGUGAUUCGCUGGGAGGAUUAUGUGCUUAGACAAUACUGAAAUAAACUACAAAUUUUGAACAGUGUAUUUCCAGGGAUUGGUUGUCAUGUUCCUCCAAUUCCAGCUGAAGCUAAUCCUCUAGCAGAUCAUGUCUCUGCCACUCGAAUCUUAUGUGGAGCCCUUGUCUUUCCUACUAUUGCGACAAUAGUUGGUAAACUGAUGUUUGGUAGUGUCAAUUCUAAUUUGCAAAGGACAGUCUUGGGUGGAAUUGCUUUUGUUGCCAUAAAAGGAGCAUUCAAGAUUUACUUUAAACAGCAGCAAUAUUUACGCCAGGCACACCGCAGAAUUCUAAAUUAUCCAGAGCAAGAAGAAGCAUAAAACUGUGACUUCCGGUC
Messenger RNA from Molossus molossus (Pallas's mastiff bat), 1139 nucleotides. Its product is annotated as E3 ubiquitin-protein ligase MARCHF5-like. The record is from RefSeq and is a predicted model, not a curated record. Lineage: Eukaryota; Metazoa; Chordata; Mammalia; Chiroptera; Molossidae. The transcript has a single exon. Gene Ontology annotation, molecular function: zinc ion binding.